UUCCCGAGAAGGGGUAAAGUGAGAGCUGCUAUAUAAAGGAGAUUCCUUACACUUCUGAGAUCACAGUUUGGUGUAAUCACAAUAACCGCUCGCCUUUAAUAUACUCAUUACAUUUGUAAUUUGCCGAACUCCGACUGAACCACGAUGAAGCUUCUGGCUCUGGCAAUGUUAUUGGCUGUCGCGUCGGCGAGACCACAGCGUGAGGCUUAUUCCGAGGACACUCGAAGCAGAGAACAGAUCGUUGAUGACAGGCGAAUUACCUCGACGCAGAUCCCCAUCAUCCAAUGGAACAAGCAACAGGAUGUCGACGGCACCUACAAGACCAACUACGAGACUGGAAACAACAUCAUCGCCGAGGAAAGCGGAUACAUCAAGACGCUCCAAGGAAACGACGGUGAGUCAGUUCCAUCUCUGGUCCAGGAAGGUCAGUACUCGUACCAAUCUCCCGACGGUACCGUGAUUACCACCCGUUACAUCGCGAAUGAGAAUGGAUUCCAAGUUUUCGGUGAUCACCUCCCCACCCCACCCCCAGUCAGCGAGGAGAUCCAGAAGGGCCUGGAACUCAUCUACGAAGGAAUCCGUCAGCAGGAGGAGGAAGACAAGCGUAAAGCCUCUUCAUCACCGGGACAGCAGUCUUUGGUUCAACCCACUGAGAGAAGAGACGAGAAGGACAGAAUCUACCAGCGGCAGUAAUCCUCAUCGCCUGUAAUCCUUCCUAUCCUUUGCACCUUCCUUAGCCUUCCUCUUGUCCCUUUUAUCGUGCACUAAAUCCCUAGAAGCAUAUAACAUAUUCGACGUUGUUGCACUAUUUUUCGAGGAUAUAAGAAUAUUGAUUUUCUUACAGUUAUCCGAAUAAAUAUACUUGUAUGAAUAGGAGUGAUUCAAUAUGUUGUAUGCAUCCAAGUUAUCCCUGAUAAUAAA
This is a messenger RNA of Diprion similis, 921 nucleotides long. It is a transcript of the gene Cpr49Ah, whose product is annotated as endocuticle structural glycoprotein SgAbd-2-like. The record is from RefSeq and is a predicted model, not a curated record. The transcript has 4 exons. Bases 145 to 693 code for a protein of 182 amino acids. Gene Ontology annotation, molecular function: structural constituent of chitin-based larval cuticle. Gene Ontology annotation, cellular component: chitin-based extracellular matrix. Lineage: Eukaryota; Metazoa; Arthropoda; Insecta; Hymenoptera; Diprionidae.